AUGCGAAGGGCUUCAAGCGUCCCGACCCUAAAGCGUUCUCUCCCUCCAAGGCCAUCCUGCACUCCGACUCCAAGCACCCCAACCCGUUCCUGCCGCGCAAGAACUUCCGCACCGGCGGAGCUGGUGAAGCUGGCGAUCAAAUACAACGUUGAGGCAUUGUUGCCGCCUGGCCGCAAGUCGACGGAGUUCAAGGAGACGAGACGUGCGGAGCGUGGUUUGGCUAUCAAGGGUACUGGUAUCGGACAGAAGGUCAAGGGUCACAAGUGGGAGAGGACAAUGGAGGCUCGUCUGGAGGACAGACGCAAGGCUAUGAUGGAGAUGCCGGAGAUGAUCCGUUUGUGGAAGCAGGUUAGUUUUCCCUCUCUAUUCCUUUCCUUUGUUCGGUAUGCAGGAUGGUGCACUGACUUGAUAUCACUUAACUCUACAGAGAGGUCACGGUCGUGGCUGGAAGUCGUGGCCCAAGCGGUAAAGGCUUACGCUUCUGGAUGUAUUAUCUUCUUUUAUUCGCCUCGGGUGGAAUGGAUCCGAGGUUUGCAUAAUGUCGCAUCUGUCCUAUUUUAUACAUCUCGUCGAGCUGCGGCCAACCAACCGUCCAUCCAGCUCGGGGAGAGUUUCGAUUGA
This is a messenger RNA of Aspergillus niger, 621 nucleotides long. RefSeq names its product mitochondrial 54S ribosomal protein mL59. The record is from RefSeq and is a predicted model, not a curated record. Lineage: Eukaryota; Fungi; Ascomycota; Eurotiomycetes; Eurotiales; Aspergillaceae. Gene Ontology annotation, molecular function: structural constituent of ribosome. Gene Ontology annotation, cellular component: mitochondrial large ribosomal subunit. The transcript has 2 exons. Bases 1 to 621 code for a protein of 206 amino acids.